GCUGUGCCAGAGAUCAUGAUGCCAAUAUGGUUCACCUUCAACCUGGAUAUAGUUACCACAUAUAUACAGGAUCAACACGAGGAUUGUCUUUAUCUAAACAUCUAUGUUCCAACAGAGGAUGUCAAAAGAAUAUCCAAGGAAUGUGCCAGGAAACCCAACAAGAAAAUGUGUAGAAAAGGAGGGGCCCAUGCAAAAAAACAGGGCGAGGAUUUAUCGGAUAACGACGGUGAUGAAGAUGAAGACAUACGAGACACUGGUGCCAAGCCCGUGAUGGUCUACAUCCACGGAGGAUCCUACAUGGAGGGGACGGGCAACAUGAUCGAUGGGAGCGUCCUGGCCAGCUACGGAAAUGUCAUCGUUAUCACUCUCAACUACCGCGUCGGAGUCCUCGGUUUCCUCAGUACCGGUGACCAGGCUGCUAAAGGGAACUACGGGCUCCUGGACCAGAUCCAGGCUUUAAGGUGGAUCAGCGAGAACAUCGGCUUCUUCGGCGGAGACUCCAACCGCAUCACUGUGUUUGGUUCUGGGAUCGGAGCUUCCUGCGUCAGCCUGCUCACCCUCUCCCACCACUCUGAAGGUCUGUUCCACAGAGCCAUCAUUCAGAGCGGGUCAGCCCUCUCCAGCUGGGCGGUGAACUACCAGCCGGUCAAGUACACGCGUCUCCUGGCAGAGAAGGUGGGUUGUAAUGUCCUGGACACUUUAGACAUGGUGGACUGUCUGAGGAAGAAGAGCUCCAGAGAGCUGGUGGAGCAGGACAUACAACCAGCGAGGUACCACGUGGCCUUUGGACCCGUAAUCGACGGCGAUGUUAUCCCUGAUGACCCAGAGAUCCUGAUGGAGCAAGGUGAGUUCCUCAACUAUGACAUCAUGCUGGGGGUCAACCAGGGCGAAGGACUGCGGUUUGUGGAGAACGUGGUGGACUCAGAGGACGGCGUGUCUGGGAAUGACUUUGACUUCUCCGUCUCAGACUUUGUGGACAGUCUGUACGGGUAUCCGGAGGGCAAGGACACGCUGAGGGAGACCAUUAAGUUCAUGUACACAGACUGGGCAGACAGAGACAAUCCGGAGACCAGGCGCAAGACGCUGGUGGCUCUGUUCACCGAUCACCAGUGGGUAGAGCCGUCGGUGGUGACGGCUGAUCUCCACGCUCGCUACGGCUCACCCACUUACUUCUACGCCUUCUACCACCACUGCCAGAGCCUGAUGAAGCCUGCCUGGUCAGACGCCGCCCACGGGGACGAGGUUCCCUAUGUUUUUGGAAUUCCUAUGAUUGGUCCCACUGACCUUUUCCCCUGUAACUUUUCAAAGAACGAUGUCAUGCUGAGUGCAGUGGUGAUGACCUACUGGACCAACUUUGCCAAGACGGGGGAUCCCAACAAACCGGUUCCCCAAGAUACCAAGUUCAUCCACACCAAGGCCAACCGCUUUGAAGAGGUGGCCUGGUCCAAGUACAACCCCCAGGACCAGCUGUACCUGCAUAUCGGCCUGAAGCCACGUGUGCGUGACCACUACCGCGCCACCAAAGUGGCCUUCUGGAAACACCUAGUGCCCCACCUGUACAACCUCCACGACAUGUUCCACUACACCUCCACCACCACCAAAGUGCCCCCGCCAGAGACCACGCAGAACACCCUGUCCACCAAGAGGCCCAAUGGGAAAACUUCUUGGCCGUUCAACACCAAGCGGCCUCCCAUGUCCCCAGCUUACAACAGCGAGGACAAAGACUCUUGGAGUGACGAUGAGGAGACAGGGCCACUGGUGGUGGAGAACCCGCGGGAUUAUUCCACAGAGCUCAGCGUCACCAUCGCUGUUGGAGCCUCGUUGCUGUUCCUCAAUGUGCUGGCUUUCGCAGCCCUCUACUACCGCAAGGACAAGAGGCGGCAGGACUCCGGCCAUGGGCAACCCAGCCCACAGCGCCAGACCACCUCCAACGACAUUGGCCACCAUGCGCCUGAGGAGGAGAUCAUGUCGCUGCAGAUGAACCAGACGCACCAUGAGUGUGAGGCAGGGAACAGCAACGAGGGGGCACUUCGCUUGGCCUCGCUGCCCGACUACACGCUCACUCUGAGGCGCUCUCCGGACGACAUCCCCCUCAUGACCCCCAACACCAUCACCAUGAUUCCCAAUUCCCUGGUGGGCAUGCCCAACCUGCACCCUUACAACACCUUCACAACCGGCUUCAACUCCACCGGCCUGCCGCACUCCCACUCAACCACCCGCGUAUAG
Molecule: messenger RNA, 2226 nt
Organism: Toxotes jaculatrix (banded archerfish)
Lineage: Eukaryota; Metazoa; Chordata; Actinopteri; Toxotidae
Gene: nlgn3a
Product: neuroligin 3a
Exons: 7
Coding region: 16-2226 (736 amino acids)
Biological process (GO): presynaptic membrane assembly; modulation of chemical synaptic transmission; postsynaptic membrane assembly
Cellular component (GO): postsynaptic specialization membrane; synapse; cell surface
Molecular function (GO): neurexin family protein binding; signaling receptor activity
Source: RefSeq, a predicted model, not a curated record